GUCUGCUUACAUCAUCCUACCUGCACACGUGCAUAGAGCUUGUGUGCUUGAUAUAAAACGAGAAGAUGCUCUCUGGUGCUGUCCCAAGUGAGCCGGAACAGCAGGCCCAGCACUGCUGGGUUAUAAAUGCACUCUGCAGGGCAGCCAGCUGUGGCCUGAGCUGGUUUCCUCACUGGUGCGAGGCUCUGGAAAGCACAGAUGCUUGUUGCUUUCUGGGCUGGACCUCAUUGUGCAUCCCUGGAGGAGCUCCGUAGGAUCACUGCUGGACUGGGCUGAGCAUCUGUAGCCAAGCUUGAAUGAAUGCUUUGGAAGGCUGGGGGGAUCUUAAAAGCAGGGACAGACGUUUUACAAAGCACUGGAGGAGGAAGCAGCAAGAGAGGGUCUCCAUCCUCAUUGGGUCCCUGAACAUUGCUGAGGAGAGCAAUGUUCACAUGCAGGAGCAGGCAGGCCUCUUCUUUCCAGAAACAUUACUCGUAUCUCAAGCUACUUGUAUACCAGAGGGAGAUUGUGCUGGCUAGAGCAGGAGGGAUUUGGACUUGGCAGUCUAUUCCCAGCUCUGCUACUGAUUUCCCAUGUGGCUUCAGACAAGUUACUUUAAUCCAGUUUCCCUGCUUGCCAUCGUUUACAGGGUUGAUAAUACUGGCCUGCCUCUGCUGAGCACUUUCAAGCUUAAGUGAUGUUUUCCAAAUGCUUUAGGACACUCAGAAAGCUAUCCUGUCAAGGUGAAGUUGAGAGCAGCACACACGAUGACACAGGUGGAAAAAAACAAAACCAUGGCAUGCUAAGUCACAUAUAUAGUGAUGAGCUCUGAGCUGACCGUUUCCCCUUAGGGAAGAGAAUACAGUGCUAAACAAAUGGCUACAAAAACAAGUACACAAUACUUUCUAGCACGGAAUACUAGAAAUUAUGAGAAAGGCAAUGAAAAAGCACAAAACAGUCACACCAGCCCAGGAACUAGUCUCACACCCGCCCUGUUAACACUGCGUGCAGCCCUGGCUCCCCGUCCCAAGGCGGACACAGUAGAAGUGGAAAAGGUGCACAGGCCAAGUAGCUCAAAGGUAUUGUAUAACCUGUGUGCAGGGAGAGACAAAGCAGGGUUUUGAAGGGUAUGAUAAAGAUCAGUGACAUUUGCCAAGCAGCAUGAAGACAGCAAGUCAGUUUUUGCUAUUCACAGUCUCCCAUCACUGCCAGGGCUCCUCACCAAAUGAAACCAGCAGUGCUGGGUUUGGGAGCAAAAGCAGGUACUUCUGACAGUGCAGCACAAAACCACCCCUAUUUGCUCAUCUCGUUUUUACACUCUCACUUCUAGAAUCACCACUGGUUGCUUUUGCAUAGACAAUUAGUUUUGCCCAACCAGCAGGUUGUAUAUCCUUACUAAUUUUGUUAAUGAGGUUGGAGUUGGAGCUGCUCUUCAACACACUGCAUGAUGGAAAUGUCAGCAGGGGUAUGAAUGUGGGAAACACCAGCAGGUCAGUGGGGCUGGAAGCAUACACAUACCUGGGAGGCUGCACUGCCCCUUGGCAGGAGAACACCUUGUUCCUCUGCAGCGCCCGGCAAUAAAGCCGUCAGCAGAGGAUUAAGCAGGAGGGGCAGACACAGUAAGUGAAGGCUCAUGUUAAGGCUCACGAUAACUCUUCAUGGCUUAUAAAACAACCUCCUCCAGAAGCACAAGGUCAAGUUUCUGUCCCAGUAUUCCUAGCGCAGUACUCCUAGUGUUUGCAGCAUGGGUGAUUUGCAUCAUGGGCAUUUAACCCUUUGAGCUGAAACUUCUUGCACACAUAUUAGCGCAGAAAUAAUAAUUUAUACCUUGAUUAGAUCUGUCCUCAGGGAAGGGGUGUUGGUAUCGCUACAGAUACCUACAGACAGGGAGCUGUGCUCUUGGGGAGAAUAGGAGCGACCUUUUUCUCUCUAUGGAGGUAGCAUGACAGCAAUACAGUCAGUGUGGACAACUGAACUGCCUAGAAAAAGGAAAAGUGUCCCCAGUGGUUUAAAGCAAAUUAGCCCUCUAAUGUGCCCAAUGACAUUAAGAGAAGUUAGAUGGUACUCAUGUGCUAGCUUUAUACUCAGUGAAAAACUGUCCUCUCUUUCCACUGCUCACAACUGCAGCGUUGAAACUGUUCCAGUGUUUAAAAAAAGCUGUGGGGAAUCUGCAUUUGAAUUUAAUGGAAGUGCUUUUGCUCUGUGAUGGUAAUAAGGUACAUCUAUUAAAAAUUCUUCACUCUAGUAGCUGUUUGCUGAAACUAGAAUCCUUUGUUCUUUUUAAAGAAAAGAAAAAUCCAAACCAGGACCACUUCAGCUGAUCUGGACCGAUCAGAUCUAACUACAACAGCAAAUAUAACUACAACUCAGCCUUACAGUCCAUUUUACCUAAGUGCUUGCCUUAGAGAAAAAAAACAACCACAAAAGACAAGAAGAAUCCAUUUUUAAGUGGAAACAAAAAUAAGUAAAGCUGAGCUCUGGAUCCAGGGCUAAAUAGAAGUAUCUAAUGUAAAAUUUGCAAUGAGACCAAGAGUUCUGGUUCAUCACCAGUGUUUCCAGUUGGCAGGUGGGAGCAGCGAACACUAGUGCUGGUGCCUUUCCUGACGGCUUGUAUUUGGUCUUUUUCCAGUAUGCCACAACAGGCUGCUCUCUGACACUCCAUCACACAGAAAAGCCAGAACACGAAGACAUCUGUGAGUAUCGUCCCUACUCCUGCCCAUGCCCUGGUGCCUCCUGUAAAUGGCAGGGAUCCUUGGAAGCCGUGAUGUCCCACCUCAUGCAUGCCCACAAAAGCAUUACCACGCUUCAGGGAGAAGACAUCGUUUUUCUUGCCACAGACAUUAACCUUCCAGGAGCAGUUGACUGGGUGAUGAUGCAGUCGUGCUUCGGUCACCACUUCAUGCUGGUGCUGGAGAAACAAGAGAAGUACGAAGGUCACCAGCAGUUUUUUGCCAUCGUGCUGCUCAUCGGCACCCGUAAGCAAGCGGAGAACUUUGCGUACAGACUGGAGCUGAACGGCAACCGCCGCCGGCUGACCUGGGAGGCAACACCCCGCUCCAUCCACGAUGGGGUGGCUGCAGCCAUCCUGAACAGCGACUGCCUAGUUUUUGAUACGGCUAUAGCACACCUUUUUGCUGACAACGGAAACCUCGGCAUUAACGUGACUAUUUCUACGUGUUGUCCGUGAUGUAUUUGUGUAGCUAGCAAAACCUAGGCUGUCUGGACAUAGUGCUUUACAUUCACCAAGAGUUUUCUUUUUGUUCUGUUUUUUUUUUAAAAUGAUACUCAACUACAUCAUCGUGUUGCUAAGGUUCCUAACUAGCCAACAUUUUUAACUUUGGAGAGAAGAGGAACAAGAGUGUCCUGUAAGUAAUAUGAGUGAGAAACAGUUUUUUAAAUUCUUGGGUGCCUUAGGAAGAUUCCCCUUACACAGUCACCUUUUUUAAUUUAAUUAUAUUUUAUUUAAAGAGUGCUUCCAUUAGACAUGUGGCUUAAGAGACUUGAAGAACUGCAUUCCUGUUUGGAGCGCACCUAAAAGCCCUUUCAGCAGGAACACAAACUUGCUUUCUCACUGGUGAGCUUUAACAUCAGUUUUCAGUAGGUGGGAAAGGAAAGAAAUCCAAGCAACCUCUCUCAAGAGAAGUUGUGACUCAAAGGGGAACAAUAGGUAUUUCAGUGUCGAUACUCCAUUUCCUGAUACCUUUUUAAAAAGGGAUGGGCAAUGAAUCAUUUGCUAUGUUUUUAAAUGAUGAAAGGGGAGGAGGGCCUGGGGUGAAGCAUGGCAGGUUUCACAGAGCAUGGGAGUUGCUGGCUCCUGUCCGUUUUAAGGGGAUCAGUGAGCACAGCACGUGGCACAACCGCUCAACCGGGUACUGGUGAAAGCAGGAGGCACACAUCUAACGUAUCUCAAACAGCUAGAGCCAAUAACAUAGAAAUAUAUUCAGGCUGUUCACAUGCAGCUUCCCUCGGAGACAUACUUGACUAUUGAUUAUUGUAAAAGACUAAUAAUAUAGCAAGAGCUUUAUGGCCAGUGUCGCGUCAUUUGCUAUUUAAGUUUUGUUGCCAUAUUUUCUUUUAUUUUGUAAUAAAUAUUUUG
Messenger RNA from Calidris pugnax (ruff), 4075 nucleotides. RefSeq names its product siah E3 ubiquitin protein ligase 2 (gene SIAH2). The coding region runs from base 2744 to 3166 and encodes 140 amino acids. NCBI's taxonomy places the organism in Eukaryota, Metazoa, Chordata, Aves, Charadriiformes, Scolopacidae. Gene Ontology annotation, cellular component: cytoplasm. The transcript has a single exon. Gene Ontology annotation, molecular function: ubiquitin conjugating enzyme binding; ubiquitin protein ligase activity. The record is from RefSeq and is a predicted model, not a curated record. Gene Ontology annotation, biological process: proteasome-mediated ubiquitin-dependent protein catabolic process; multicellular organism development.